Molecule: messenger RNA, 834 nt
Organism: Arabis nemorensis
Lineage: Eukaryota; Viridiplantae; Streptophyta; Magnoliopsida; Brassicales; Brassicaceae
Source: the annotation of a GenBank genome assembly
AUGAGUUCUGAUCUGAAGAGAAAGCAGAAGAAGAAAAAUCCAAAACCUGGUCAGUUAAACCCUAAUUGGUCACUCCUCCAACAAAAGCUGAAAUCUGAUUCGAAUAGCUCGGGCACUCGAAAAUCUUCAAAUAAUGGUGACCCAGAAGAUCCCAGCUCCAUAUUAGGGAAGCGGAAGGAGAGAUCCUAUUCGGAGGUCGAUGUUCCUAAGACUAAUCCUCUAACUCCGGUUAAUGACGAUUGCAGUUUGACAGAUGAAGUGGCUAUGGAUUGUGAAAUGGUUGGUGUCAGUCAAGGAACCAAAAGUGCCCUUGGACGAGUUACCUUGGUAAAUAAAUGGGGAAAUGUUCUAUACGAUGUGUUUGUCCGUCCAGUGGAACGCGUUGUUGACUUUCGAACGCAUAUAAGCGGGAUUCGACCUCGUGAUUUAAAAAAGGCCAAAGAUUUCCGCGUUGCUCAGACCAAAGUAGCAGAGUUGAUCAAGGGAAAGAUUCUCGUGGGACACGCCUUGCACAACGAUCUCAAGGUUUUGCUACUAACUCACCCGAAACAUGACUUAAGGGACACAGCAGAGUAUCAGCCCUUUCUCAAGGACAAAACUAGAAAGUCUCUCAAACAUAUCGCAGCUGAGUUUCUAGGUGCCGACAUUCAAAACGGAGAGCACUGCCCUAUUGACGAUGCUCGAGCGGCUAUGAUGCUUUACCAGAAGAACAGAAGAGAGUGGGAGAGGAAUGUGAAAGACCAGACACGUAUGAGACUGAAACAAAAGAAGCGUAAGCCUAAGAAGAAAGCGAGGGAAGGGAAUGCUUCUUCCAAUCAAACCCCAACUGUUUGA